This is a messenger RNA of Gambusia affinis (western mosquitofish), 7376 nucleotides long. RefSeq names its product discs, large (Drosophila) homolog-associated protein 2a (gene dlgap2a). Gene Ontology annotation, molecular function: molecular adaptor activity. Gene Ontology annotation, cellular component: glutamatergic synapse; postsynaptic specialization. Gene Ontology annotation, biological process: signaling. NCBI's taxonomy places the organism in Eukaryota, Metazoa, Chordata, Actinopteri, Cyprinodontiformes, Poeciliidae. The record is from RefSeq and is a predicted model, not a curated record. Bases 330 to 4385 code for a protein of 1351 amino acids. The transcript has 7 exons.
GUGCGCUCGCAACUCGUCUCAGUGGAGGAAGGAGACCUGAGAAUCUCUCCUUCACUUCCCCAAAAGGCAGUAUUUCCCUUUUAGGCAAUCAUCUUUCCACCAUCCACAUGCCUGUAAUCAGAAUGCCUGGAUGAAUGUGGUGGUUGCAGUCAUAGGAUAGAUGAGAGAAGAAGACUUUUCCAUGUAUGAUCUUCUGCUAUCUGCGGAGCACCGAGAACCCCUGCACUCAUAGAUGCUUCCUGGUUGUAGAAUAGGUGUAAGACCAGCAGUAUUCAUGGUCACCCUCGCAGUACUUCGAUGAGGAAACUUACUCCCCUGCACCCAGGAACAUGAAGGGUCUCUCUGGUGGCCGCCCUACCCAUCUCCAGCUAACAUCACCCACCUCACCUUACACCUGUGGCUUGGCCGAUUGUGACCACUCCCUGGAUCACCAUCUUCACCAUGGUGACCCUCGGUCACCCACCUACCUCCUCAGCCCCACUGACAGCUGUGCCCUUGAGAGUCAUCACCGCUGCUCCCCACGGAGUUCCAUCCACUCUGAGUGCAUGAUGAUGCCAGUGUCACUAUCAGCCACUGACCACUCUAUAUCCAGUAGCACUUUCCCUCGUAUGCAUUAUGGCAGCGCUUCGAGAGAUGGAGGUGGAAAUAGUUCUGGUGGUAGGGAUUCUCGGGACGACGGUGGCUCCUCCUCACAUGGUGGCAGUGGCAAAAUGAACCGGAUCCCUGCAAAUCUUUUGGAUCAGUUUGAAAAGCAGAUGCCACUGCACCGAGACGGCUUCCAUACAUUGCAGUACCAACGCACCUCCACCACAACUACAACCACAGAGCACCGCAAUGAAAGCCCCGGCCGAAUUCGCCACUUAGUUCACUCAGUACAGAAACUCUUCACAAAGUCACACUCCCUGGAAGGAUCCUCCAAAAUGAAUGGUACCAAAAAUGACUCUCACAGGGAUGGAUCACAUCACCACCAUCACCACCACCAAGGCCACCACAAACACAGCAAACGCAGCAAGAGCAAAGACCGCAAAUCUGAUGGCGGAGGAAAGCAGCGCCAUGGUGGAUGGUGGAGCUCGGAUGACAAUCUUGAUAGUGACAGCACGUACAGGACACCGAGCAUUAUGUCGCGGCAUCCUGUUGACCACAUCACCCACUGUUACCCAGACUCAAUGCACAGCCACUUGGCUGGGGACCUGUCAUUAAAGACCUCAAAGAGCAACAACGACGUCAAGUGCUCUGCCUGUGAGAGCAUUAACAUGGCACCUGAGGGCAAGUUCAUGAAAAGGAGCUCCUGGUCAACAUUAACCGUCAGCCAAGCCAAGGAAGCCUACAGGAAGUCUUCACUCAACCUGGAGAAACCCAUGACCCCCACUGACCUCAAAUCAAGUUUGAGACCAUGUCACUAUCUACAGGUACCCCAGGAUGAGUGGGCAGGUUAUCCUGGUGGUGGAAAGGAUGAUGAGAUCCCUUGUCGUCGAAUGCGGAGUAGCAGCUAUGUCAAAGCCAUGGGGGAUGAGGAGAGCGGGGAGUCAGACUCCAGCCCAAAGACAUCACCUCAGAAGUCGAUGCGACCAGAUGCCCUGAUCAAGGCCAUCAUCAGACCCAAGGACUUGCUGGACUCUCAAAGUUCUUACCGCCUGGAUAAAAUCAACAGUGACAUGCAUAACUACAUCACCAAUUUUGCUGCAGACUUAAGUCAGAACUACCACUUGCAGGCUGCCAGGGAAAUACACCCUAGUCUUGCCUUGGAUCCCUCUAUCAACUACAACUCGCCCAAGUUUCGUUCCCGGAACCAGAGCUAUAUGCGGGCUGUCAGCACGCUUAGUCAGGCUAGCUGCGUCAGUCAAGUGAGCCAGGUUAGUGAAACUGAAGUAAAUGGUCAGUUCGAAUCUGUGUGUGAGUCGGUGUUCAGUGAAGUAGAAUCCCAAGCCAUGGAGGCACUGGACCUCCCUGGAUGCUUCAGAACCAGGAGCCACAGUUACCUACGAGCCAUCCAGGCUGGAUACUCCCAAGAUGAUGACUGCAUCCCCCCUAUGGCAUCCACUGUUACCUCCACUAUCAGGUCUACCACAGACAGAAAUUAUGUGCAGGAAGAAACUUGUUUACCUGAUCAAGACAGUAUACCUGAGGAUUUGGCAGAUGCAGCCCCAUUGACACAUGAUGAUCUUGGGUGCCCCAUCAGAAGAGACAGGCUUUACAACCAAGAUGCUGUGGGGGCUACUGCAAAACCUAUAUCUGGGCCACCUGUUUCUCCAAGCCUCUUUCGAUCCCCAAGAUCUAGUGCUCCUGAAAGACCUUCACCAAAAGCCAUCCAAGCUAGUAUAAAAGAGUCUGCCACAUUAGCUGCAGCUAUCAGCAUGCAGUGGAAGGAAGAAGUUUCCGCCAUGCGUCGAGAACUGGCUGAACUCAGGCGGGAUCUAUGUAAGGAGCUUCGUGCUUUCAACAGUAAUUUCAACACUUUCACACAGCAUUACAACACAUGGUCUCCUCAAGGUGGUGGAAUGGCAGCAGGAACUGGAGCAGGCUUAAGCAAAGGUGCUGUGACUGGUUCAGGAACAGGAACUAGAGUGGGGACAGGCUUUGGCGGAGGAGGAGUUGCAACAACAUCCACAGACAAAGGGAUUGGGGGAGCAAGAGAGAAAAAUCCACAGAUAUCCAAAGUAUCUGUAGGAAUUCAGGCCAGAAGCAAAGCCCUGGUAAGACAAAGCACUGCUGAUGCAGCUGUUAAUUGUCCAGAGGAGAAUGAGGAAAAGAAAAGUUCUCGCCGAAAUUUGCCAAAACAGCUUUCAAUGGACCCAAGCAUUCUUGCUUGUCCGCAGUCCAUGUUUGUAGAGAGUGCCAUCCCACUCUCUCUAGAUCCAAUACUUCCUUGCUCAAGUAGAACAGUUAAACCAGAGCCAAUUGAUUCCUCUGUGGUAUCAUCCACAUCUAAGCCAGACUUGGAACUGCCAUUCAAAGAUAAUGUAACUUUGUCUGCUUCUCUCACAAAUGAGGCAAUAAUCACUCAGGAGACUGCUUUGCUCUCAUCAGAAAAAGUCCUCGAACACCCUCAGGAUUCAUCUACAGUGAAACAAGAAAUCCUUGUCACUCACCAACUAAAAGAUGUGGGCCCAGCUAAUGAGUCCCUUUCACAUGGUAAACAAUCUCAUACUGAUGUUACAAAAUCCCAAGUCCCAGAACAAAUUGAAAGAGACAAGAUAAAACUACCAUAUCCAGUCCCUACAGUUACUGUGUCUCCACCAGAGGAAUAUGAUUAUGACGUAACCCCAAAUCAAGAGAUUGAUGGUCCUGUCAAUGUUGAGAAGCCACAGGCCAUCCAUCAAGACCCACCUACAGAGUCUUUACAUCUUUCAGGAGCAGAGGGAUCUGAUCCUAAUGAUUCAACAGAGAUAGGGUCAAAAACAUCAAAAAUACCCUUGGUGUCUUCGUCAAACCCUUUCAAAGAUACAACACCAGUCUGUGACAUUCAGUCAACUGAUUCUGAUAAUGUUAAAUCAAAUUAUCCAGAAACUGGGAUCAAAUGUCCAUCAAUUGUGGUCUCAGAGCACUUUGAUGUAGGAUCUCCAGCAAGUUCAACUGAUAGUGACACAAAUAUUUAUCCUAGUAUCAGUGAUCCCGAUUAUCCUUCUGAUACUCCUCCAGAGCAAGUAAUUCCUGGUUCAGCCUUUGCUUUCAGUUCAACAGAAUCUCAGCCAAAUACUGACCCAGAAUUCCAAGACACAGAGUGGCCACCUCUUCCAGAACCGCUGGAUAACACCCCAAUUUAUCAUGCUGAUUUAGUCCACUUUGAUAUAGUCAUGCUAACCUCACUGGAUCAGGAUGACCUUGAUUCUGUGUUUAUGGACCCUGAACCAGAGCCUUUCAACGUGAGUGCAGAUUCAUCAUUUAAUGUUGAUGAUGGUGAACCUCCUUUAUACCAGUUUGAUUCUCAGAGUUCCCCUUUACCAGAUUUAGAUACUUAUGAUGAUAAUUCAGAAAUGUCCAAAGUACUAAUUCCACAGGUCACUGUUACAAUUUCACCACCCAGUUCAGUAUCCCCAGAUUCAUCACUGGAAAUAGACUUUGGACCUACAAGCUCAACACCAGAUCCUGCGCUGCCUGAUACAGAACCAUCAUCACCAGACUUUCAAGAAAUUCCUCCAUCAGAUGAUGUGAUGACCGAGACACUGGAGUGUGUGGCUCUAUCCCAGGAGACUGCAGGUCCUGUUGAAGAGGAGACCACAGGCAGUUCAGAGAGAUCCUCAAUGGAGCAUGGCUUUUUGUGGUACAGAUGGCAGAAGAGAGAAAAAAGGAGUGACACGGUGCGCAGGAGCGCCAGUGUUGAACUAUGGAGUGGUAGAUAUGAAUACAACAGUUCAGAAAUCACAUAUGUGUCUCUUACCCUUUGAGCACAUACCUCAUUCUCAGCAGACAAAAUGUAGCUCUAGUUAUAUUUGAAGGUCAUUGUAGCAUCAAGUGAAUUGAAGAACAAUACAAGGAUCUUAAAGAGGCAUUGGAGGAACUACUCGUUUCUAGAACUGUAUUGGAAAGAAAGGGAUUGCCAGAAACAAAACUACAUUUUAUGGAUCACAGGACACAACAGGAAUGUAGUGACCCCUCUGUGGUGGCAGAUAUGCUGACUGUAUAUAAUCUUUAAACCAGUCGUUCCUAAAUCUUGCCCUUAAGUACCCUCACUCUGCAUGAUUUAAAUGUGUUUCUGUUCCAACACACCUGAUUCAAAUGAUUUUAUGGCCUCCUCUGCAGCCAUCAUAUGCUAAUCAACCAUUUAUUUAAAUCAGGUGUUUGGAAGUAAGGAGACACCUAAAACAUGCAGGCCACAAAUACUUGAGGAUAAGGUUUGGGAACCACUGCUUUAAACUUUAUAAAUAUAAUUAAACGGCUAUCAUUUUGGACAAUUUUAAAUGUGCUACUUCAAAUCUUGAAACAAACUGAUUUGAAAUGUUCUCGUAUUGUCAUAGUUUUACACGCCUGUUUAAAAAGAGACAGUGAUUAACUGGUGGUACGAGAUCCUGACAAUCGUUGUAAAAACGAUAGACACUUUCUCUGAAUCUAUGUUGAGCUGCUUUGCCACUCUAAUAUGGAGUGAAACAUGUAUUGGUAGUUAUCAUAUAACUAUAAAGAUGCACUGUUUACCACGUGAGCUGUUGGAUGGACUUCUGAUGCUGCGAAAUGCUUUUUGCACAAUCUUAGAGUGAGAUUGACCACUGUACUGUAACGAUUGUAAGAAGACAAGCCAGAGGGAAGUUGUAAAAUAUUAUCUGUAGCUUAAAAUAGUUAAGAACCCUCCCCACAUUAAAGCUCACUUGAAAAAAAGUUGGGUUUUUUAUAAGAUAUUAUUGCCCUUCAUCAUUAUAUUCAUUAACAUGUUAAGAUGUUAAUCAGUCAUUAUUGGUUGUGCAAAGUGCAAGUCUGCCUUUCAUUUGUACAAUUUUCCAAAAUAAAGGCAGCUUAAAGUAAAUAGCUAAAUAUUACUUUUUGAUGGAGUAAAUUUUUAAUGAAACAACUGUAUCUUAUUGGAAACCGAACUAAUAAUUCACCCUUUUGACUAUUUGUGCAGGUACAGUUUAGAUAUGUAGCAUUUUUAGAUGCAGAACAAAAUCACAAAAUGCACACAAACAUUUUGGUAUCAAACCUUCUCCACAUGCAAACACAUUGCUGGAUUGAAAUAUAUGUAGGGGUACAAGCAAAUCUUGAGUUUUUCUUGGUAAAUAUAUUUCUAUUAGGCCAAGCAACAUAAAAUCAGCACCGUAUGUUAUUUUAAAUUCAAAGAAAUCAAAACAAGUUAAUUUAUAUUUUGGGCAACUGGAAUGCAAAACCUGUGCAAAGAUGGUCAGUGCAAUCACAUCCAAGUGGUCAGUUUUGGUUUCAUCAAACCAUACAACAUUCUCCUAUGAAAUCAAUGGGUUGUUUAUGAUUUUUGCGGAAAACAUUAAACAACCUUCAACUGUUUUUUUUUUUUUUUUCUUCAGCAGUGGAGUCUUAAAUUGUGACCCUUCACAAAGACACUGCUUUUGGGCUCAUCACUAUAUAUUUACUUUGAAAAACUGAAAUUGUUACCUAAUCCAUUUGCAUGUGGUCCUUUGCUCUCAAAUCCUAGGAAAACUCAUCUGUUUAGAAUUUUGACUACAAGAAAUUUCAAAAGGAGGACCUGGUUGUGGCUGGUUGAUGGUAAAUUGGUAUCUUAAAUUGGUACACUGGUCUCAGAAUAUAAUACAAAGGUCAAGAAAACACUCCCUACUUGUACCCAUGAUGAGAUGUUUCUUGUGUGAUACUUUUAAAAUUGGGAAUCUUUUAAUUGACCAUCACUAAUCAUUAAACUAACUGAUGUUAGAGGACAGGAUCACUUUCUAAAAAAUACAAAAUUUCAGCUAAUUUAUUGGCUUUUUAUGCCUUCUUACCACUUUUCUUCAUGCUUGUUACCUUGGCCAUGCCACAUUCGCAUGAAUUUAUAAAGGACUUGUUUUGGUUUCUUUGUAUGUGGAGAUUGCUACCAACAAUGGAUGUGAAUUUGUUGUCAAAAUCUAUUUACUGAGAAAAAUACUGAUAUGUGUAAUACUUGUAUUUCCCUGUCUAUUCCUUAAUUUGAAAAUAUAUAAAUACUGUACAUAAGUUAUUAAAUGAUAACUUGACUUGUCCGAUUAUAACAACAAACAUAGCAAGAGGUGUUUGUCUAUUUUUUUAAUUUAAAUAUCUUAUUCCUCAGGAAUCAAAGUUUGAGAAUGUAAUACCAAUGAGACAUAAGUGUAAUUACUUGUUGAAUUGUGUUUCUUCCGGAAAAAAAACUAUUGUAAACCAUUGAGUGGCUAUUUUUAACAUGUGUGACACUGAGUGAAGAAGUUACUGUUAUAAUGGUGCAUGACUGAUGAUUGCCUCAAUAUUUUGUGCAUUUCAUAAACCGUGCCUCAGUCCUUGGUCCAGUUCAUUCUGAUUUUCAGCACAAUGAAAGGAGCCUCCACACCAAUGGAGACACAGAAUUCUGUACCAUUAAUGGUCUACAAGCCAUUCACAGGAUGUGUUAUAUAUGUUUUCUCAGUCUGUUUAAUUGGCUCUAUAUGGAAUAGCCAACUCAAGGGUGGAUUCUUAUAAUGAGCUUUGAAUCCAAAUUAAUUUUCAAGCAGAACAUCAGUAGAAAAUCUUCUUGCGUAUUAUCUUGAAUUGAAAAUAUGCAAAGCACUUUAUGAAGGUUUUCUUAAUUGGAUGAAUCUGAAAACUUUACGAAAGGCAGGGAAGUUAAUUGGGGGUUUUCUGAUGCAUUUAUUUUAAACAUAUUCACCAAAUUCACCACUUUUUUACCACCCUGGGCCUCUUAAGAGACAAAUUCUUUUGUAAAAUGUUCUCGCGACGUAGCACACUGGUAUUAUGUUUACAUGUAACAUGAA